CCGGCCCCCGGCUGGGCUCUGGCCAUGCAUGAACUGGCCCCCUGUUUAAAAAGUUUGGGGACCCCUGUUUUAAAACAUGCAAACAACUAAAGAGAAAAAACACAAAAAUUACUUUUAGCAAUACUUUUAGCAGGGUGAAAGGGAAGGCUUCCCAUUUCAUACAAACAAAUUAAAAGAUUAUUACUUGCUCCCUACUUACAAUUAUAAAAUUAUCUCUUAAUAUUACUAAUAAGCGUCAUAUUUUUCUAUUAUCUCUGUUUUCUUAUUUUUCUAUUUCUCAACUUCACAGAUCAUAAAUUCAUUUUUAAAUGUUUGACACAAAAAGGCUAUCAGGGUUUCCAGUUGUCUAAGAAUUUAAAUAAGUUUGUUUCUCUAAUCACAGAAGCAAGUGUAGUCAUUUCUGCCAACUUCAAUAGCUUCACAAGCCAUCCUUCUGUUCUAGACUUUAUUUUAGAAUGGGGAACAGUACAUCUACUACAGCAGAUUUGUCUAAUGUUGCUGUUGCUAAUCAAAUACAGGAAACUAUCUCAGACAAUUGUGUAGUCAUCUUCUCCAAAACAACCUGUUCCUAUUGCAACAUGGCGAAAAAGUUAUUUCGGGAUAUGAAUGUAAACUACAGAUCCUUUGAGCUAGACACAUAUGAAAAUGGAAAUCAAUUUCAAGAUGUUCUUCAUCAAAUGACUGGUGGCAGGACAGUUCCCCGAAUAUUUAUCAAUGGAACAUUUGUUGGAGGAGCUACAGAUACUCAGAGACUUCACCGGGAUGGCAGACUUCUUCCUUUAGUGCACCAGUGUCAAAUGCAAAGAUCAAGAAGCUUAGAACAGCCAUGUAGCUUGCCUUAGCCUUAUUCUUGAUUGCUUUUAUUGACACUUUUUUUCAUCGCAAAGGAUACAUGCAUAAGGAGAUAAGUAUUUUCACAACUUGAGGAAACCAGGUAAUUUAUCAAGUGGUUUAGAACAUCUUCCAUCCGGUCUUCAAGUUGUUGUGUAAUUACAGGCUUCAUUUUGAUAUUUCAGCCUAGUUGUUUACAUGGUGUAGCAGUUUUAUGUAGCAUGGAAUUGCCUUGUCAGAGGCAAUAAUUCUAGAAAUAAUUUUAGAAAAAGCAGAAUCUGAAGCUGAUGUGUAUAUGAGCCCUUAAUAGAUUAUAAUUGUGGCCAGCUUUGUUUUUAAUAUUGUUUGUUGGGGGUAAACUUACUCCUACUAUGUUCAAACAAGCUGUUUACAUGAACUACCAAAGUCUCAUGUCAAUGGGACGCCACUUGCAACAGAAAGGAGAAAUACUUAAUGUCUGAUUAAACCUGAUUUUUUUCCUUCAUCUGAAGGCUACACACUUUAGAAGUAUACAUUUCCCUGUUGAAAACUGUUCCACUGAACGUAUGAACCCCUUUAUUCCAGACCAUAUUAGCAAAUCUAUCUUUCAUGCAAAAAAAGGAGGAAAAGAGAUUAAAGGAGAAGCAAAUAAGUAUUUUUAACAUAUCCAAUUUACAAAGCUUCUUUCUUUGUUUAUUUUGUGCUGCACUAAACUGUGCACAGUUUUUUCAAAUAUCAGGGUUUUUCAGUGCCAUCUCCAUACUCAGCUCAGAAAGUCACUCCUAAAGGUCAAGUCCCCUUCGGGCAGCAUUCUAUAGGACACAAAGGGUUGUCGUUGAAAUGAAAAAUGGAUCGUUGCUCUUAGCAGUAGGCAGCUGUGUCUUUUUGGAACUCAGUCUCAGAUUCUAAUUCAGGAAGUUGUUUUCAUGAUGAAGCAAAAUGAUGAAGGAAUCUCACAACAGCCCUAUGAGAAUUCUCUGGAGAAAAUUAAUGUAUGAAGAGUAUCUGCUCCAUGUCAGUUCUCAAUGUUUCAACUAGAGCUUAGAAGUAAUGUUAGCUGCAGAGCAUCAUGUCCCUUCACUAAUGAUGAACAAGCCGCUGGUUACUGCAGCCAGCCAGCUGGAGGGGUAGAGCUGGAUAAUAGCCUGAAAAAUGUGAUUUUCAAGAUACACGCAUAGUGUUUACCAGGAAGAACUGGUGGGUUAUAGGGUAACGUGCCCUUACUUUUGGACCAUGAUAGUUUGGAAAAUGACAUGGGAAGGAUACUUUUUGUCAGAUGGAAUUCUUAGAGGGUUGAAUAGUUAGGCAGCCCUCUUGCCUGCAAAAUAUCCUUCAGUCACCCCCACCUCACCUAAGCUUUAAUGGCAUCAUGCAAAUAAGAGGGUUUCUGUAAGCAUAGAGAAUGACAAAGUACACUUCCGUUUUAACUGUAACAUGCAGUCAGUUUGUAAACUUUUAUGUGCUUUCUUGCAAUUACAUUCUUGCAACUAUAGGCAAGUCAGUUAAUGUAUUAUUUUGUUGUUGAGAUAAAAAUAAAAUGAAGAAAUCGA
Molecule: messenger RNA, 2360 nt
Organism: Sphaerodactylus townsendi
Lineage: Eukaryota; Metazoa; Chordata; Lepidosauria; Squamata; Sphaerodactylidae
Gene: GLRX2
Product: glutaredoxin 2
Exons: 4
Coding region: 456-842 (128 amino acids)
Source: RefSeq, a predicted model, not a curated record